Messenger RNA from Physcomitrium patens, 2589 nucleotides. Its product is annotated as glucose-1-phosphate adenylyltransferase large subunit 1. Gene Ontology annotation, biological process: glycogen biosynthetic process. The record is from RefSeq and is a predicted model, not a curated record. Gene Ontology annotation, molecular function: glucose-1-phosphate adenylyltransferase activity. Lineage: Eukaryota; Viridiplantae; Streptophyta; Bryopsida; Funariales; Funariaceae.
UCGACCAUCUAUGGCCGCUCUUGGAACACACUUGCUCCCGGCUUAUUUUGCAUAUUUAUAGCACAGGUCUGGUAUAGUUGUGGGCACAUCUAAGACAUACAUUCAGCAUUUGACACUCACAUUUUAGAGCGGUGUAGUAGACAUAGAGAAGAGGAAGAGGUUCCCACGCCUUUGCCUUAUGCAACAUCUUCACUCAUCGGAGAAAGGGAGAGGGAAAGAGAGAGAGAUCAAGAUUGAUAUUGCUCAGAUUUGCUGAUCGCGGUCAAGAUUUGCGGCUUUAGCGGCGGGAGACAUUCUGGUUGUUGUGCGCUGCAGUUCUUCAGUUGCAAAGGUUCUGUGUUGCUGGGUCCAGUCUGCUUCCCAAUAGCAGGUCCUGACGCUGCCUCAAGCUUGAAGGUUGGUAGCUGCAAUGGCAGCAGCAGGGAUGUUUGCCUCCACGAGCUACUGCACCUUGGCGGGGCCAUCUUGCUACGAACCUAUUCUAGAUGGUGACUCCUCCUUGCGUUCGGGCUUCAAAGGAGACAAAAAGCUCUCCUCCGCAGGGUUCCUUGCGCCAGGUGGCGACGGUUUGUCUUUCAAGAGCAAUGGUUGCUCCAAAGCUGCCGCCAUCAGAUCAAAGAGUAGCACCCUUAAUGUUUCUGCUGUCUUGGCUGAGCGACCAAUGGAGACUUUGCAAGGGCAAGCAACGCGAGAGCGGGAUACCAAAGUUCCGAAGACGCAAGUGAAUAUGACAAAAGUAUUCUCUAUCAUUUUGGGAGGAGGGGCAGGGACUCGCCUUAAUCCCCUCACUCUUCGCCGCGCCAAGCCAGCGGUGCCUCUUGGAGGUGCGUACCGAUUGAUUGACGUGCCGAUGAGCAACUGCAUCAACAGCGGAAUCAACAAGAUUUAUGUUCUCACUCAAUUCAAUUCUACUUCUCUCAACCGACAUCUCGCUCGAACAUACAACUUCGGAAAUGGAUGCAAUUUCGGAGAUGGAUACGUGGAAGUGCUGGCUGCUGCACAGAGGCCUGGUUUUGGUGGCGAUAAGUGGUUUGAGGGUACAGCUGACGCCGUGAGACAAUAUCUGUGGUUGUUGGAGGAUGCCAAGAACAAGGACGUUGAAGAUGUUAUUAUCUUAUCAGGUGAUCACCUCUACCGCAUGGAUUACGAGGACUUUGUGCAGAAGCACAAGGAUUCUGGUGCCGAUGUGACGGUUUCCUGUGUGCCAAUGGACGACAGCCGUGCCUCAGACUAUGGAUUGAUGAAAAUUGACGGAAAGGGGCGGAUCAACUACUUCAACGAGAAGCCGAAAGGAGAUGACUUGCAGGCUAUGCAAGUAGAUACAUCUGUGCUGGGCCUGUCUUCCGAGGAGGCGAAGAAGAAGCCGUACAUCGCUUCCAUGGGCAUCUAUGUCUUCAAGAAGAGCGUUCUCACGAAACUUCUCAGAUGGCGAUACCCACUCUCCAACGACUUUGGCUCCGAAAUUAUCCCCCAAGCUGCUAAGGAGUUCAACGUGCAUGCGUACCUUUACAACGACUACUGGGAAGACAUUGGUACCAUCAAAUCCUUCUUCGAUGCCAACUUGGCGCUCACAUCGCCAAAUUCUAAAUUUAGCUUCUACGACGCAGCGAAACCGACCUACACCUCCGCACGUUACCUGCCACCAACGAAGAUCGAGAAGUGCAUAGUGAAGGACUCGAUUGUCUCCCAUGGGUGCUUCCUGAGGGAUUGCAGUGUUGAGAAUUCGAUCGUCGGUAUCCGGUCUCGGCUCGAGUCUGGGUGUGAUGUGAAGAGGGCCAUGAUCAUGGGCGCUGAUUAUUACGAGACCGAUCCUGAAGCUGCUGCCUUGCUGGAAGAAGGGAAAGUGCCUUUGGGCAUUGGCACCAACACGAAGAUCAGAAAUUGCAUUAUCGACAAGAACGCUAGGAUCGGCAACAAUGUCGUCAUUGCUAACACUGAUAAUGUUUUCGAAGCUGCGAGACCAAGCGAAGGCUUCUACAUUCGCUCCGGCAUCACAGUGAUUUGCAAGAAUGCUGUUAUCAAGCAUGGAACAGUCAUCUAAAUGUGCAGAUCUCCAAUCAACCAUCGCAUCAAGCCAUUCGGUCAAUCAUCGUCGGAACUUAAAUCCAAUCCAAAGUGUCGUUGCCAGAAAACCUUUUCGUGCAUUAACUGCUCUGUUAGGUUGACACUAUGUCGAUUUAACAAUCAAUCGAGGGCGACAAUGCUCCUUCAAUGUGUACGAGCUCCUUAGCUCGUAGUAGUCCUCUUCCCUCGUCAUCCUGGGGAUUGUCUGCAGAUCGCAGAGUGGAUGGACGAGCGAUUAAGAGUUGCAACUGCAGCUCCUCGUCCGAACCUCAUUUAACUGUACAAGUAGUAUCUAGCAAUUUAAAGAGGAUUCAUGUGACAGAAGGAUCAGUUAUUUAGAUUAAGUGGAAGGUAAGGCAUCCAGUUUUGGAGUGUAUAGAGUGAGCGAAAGCAUCUAUUAAUACUUGUAUUAUAUCCUUGACAAUUGAACAAUUAUGCUGCCUCGAUCUUAUUGAGGUGGUAUGAUUUACCCUACUCGACCUGUCUGCCUUCUAUUCAUAUCAAGGAUUUUUUCGUCUUUGUUCA